Molecule: messenger RNA, 1861 nt
Organism: Globicephala melas (long-finned pilot whale)
Lineage: Eukaryota; Metazoa; Chordata; Mammalia; Artiodactyla; Delphinidae
Gene: SNX32
Product: sorting nexin 32
Biological process (GO): retrograde transport, endosome to Golgi
Cellular component (GO): endosome
Molecular function (GO): phosphatidylinositol binding
Source: RefSeq, a predicted model, not a curated record
UAGUGCGCACGCGCAGGCCGCGCCAGGCCGUUAGAAGGCGCGGCCCAGAGGGGCGGCGGGCGGGAGUCAGCCAGCCUGGGUUGUGGGCUGACGCGACAAUAGACCUCUGCGAUCCUAGAGCCCCCCGCGGCCCCCGACUCCAUUCUCCAAGCUGUGGGCUGUUCCCGGCCCUCUCAGUUCCGCGACAGACGUUGCAGCCAAUGGCGUCCCGCACGGUAAACCUGCUACCCAAUCAAAAGGCGCGGCUGCGAGGGAACGGCGUGGAACCACGCCCGGCUCCAGCCCUCCUCCAUGUCCCCGGACCUGCAGGGAGACAGCUCCUUACAGGUGGAGAUCUCUGAUGCCGUCAGCGAGCGGGACAAGGUGAAAUUCACUGUUCAAACCAAGAGCUGCGUCCCUCACCUCGCCCGGACCGAGUUCUCAGUCGUGCGACAUCAUGAGGAGUUCAUCUGGCUACACAACGCCUACGUGGAAAACGAGGAGUACGCCGGUCUCAUUAUCCCCCCAGCCCCUCCAAGGCCAGACUUUGAGGCUUCAAGGGAAAAACUGCAGAAGUUGGGUGAGGGAGACAGCUCUAUCACGCGGGAAGAGUUUGCCAAAAUGAAGGAGGAGCUGGAAGCGGAGUAUCUGGCCAUCUUUAAGAAGACAGUUGCGAUGCAUGAAGUCUUUCUGCAGCGCCUGGCGGCCCACCCCACCCUGCGUCGAGACCACAACUUCUUUGUCUUUUUGGAAUAUGGCCAGGAUCUGAGUGUCCGAGGAAAGAACAGGAAGGAGCUCCUUGGGGGGUUUCUGAGGAAUAUUGUGAAGUCUGCAGAUGAAGCCCUCAUCACUGGCAUGUCAGGGCUCAAGGAGGUGGAUGACUUCUUCGAGCAUGAGAGGACCUUCCUGCUGGAGUACCACACCCGCAUCCGGGACGCCUGCCUUCGGGCAGACAGAGUCAUGCACUCUCACAAGUGCCUGGCAGAUGAUUAUAUCCCUAUCUCAGCUGCACUGAGCAGUCUGGGAACACAAGAAGUCAACCAGCUAAAGACGAGCUUCCUCAAAUUGGCAGAGCUCUUUGAACGACUAAGGAAACUGGAGGGCCGAGUGGCUUCUGACGAGGACCUGAAGCUGUCGGACAUGCUGAGGUACUACUUGCGCGACUCACAGGCAGCCAAGGUGAGAGGUGGCCCCAGAGCAGACCUCAGGGCUGGAGCCACCAGGGAGGGCGGGCAGGUAGGCAAGGGCCUGGGCCAGGGAUCCUGUGCCCCUGCCGGCCCCAGGACCUGCUGUACCGGCGGCUGCGGGCGCUGGCAGACUAUGAGAACGCCAACAAGGCACUGGACAAGGCGCGCACCAGGAACCGGGAGGUGCGGACCGCCGAGAGCCACCAGCAGCUGUGCUGCCAGCGCUUUGAACGCCUCUCCGACUCAGCCAAGCAGGAGCUCAUGGACUUCAGAUCCCGCCGCGUCUCCUCCUUCCGCAAGAACCUCAUUGAGCUGGCGGAGCUGGAGCUCAAACACGCUAAGGCCAGCACCCUGCUUCUCCGGAACACCCUUGUCAUCCUCAAAGGGGAACCUUAGAGCCACCAGAGUGCCCCCCGACCUCCCACCCCAGCAAGAUGCCUCCUUCCCCACCCCAGGAGCCACUCACCAUGCCCCGUGACUUCUCGGGGCAAGGCCUACCCCUACCCCAAGGUGCCAGGCCCUGCAAGAUAGGGCAGCAUGGGCACCACACUUGGCCACAGGUAAGCAGAGCCCUAACCUGGGGAAACCCAGGGGCCCUGACCUCCCUCCCCAGAGGCUAUGGGGCAGCCUCAACCCACCUCUGGCCCCUGAGUUCAUUUGUCUCCAGCUUGUUCACAAAUAAAAAGCCUGGUUCU